AUGAAUUCGUAUCGGUUAAUUGGACCAACGACAGUCCAUCUGGAACAAGAAUUCUACCAAUUGGUGGCGAUGCUCUUUUUGACACUGUCAAGUCUCCGAGGGUUACAUCAAGAGGUCUACUGGGGAAUCAUGCCAGGGGAUUUCAGAUACGUGUUCUUGGUAGGACUAUGGCUGGGCCGGAAUAUACUGAUUCGAUGGAUAUGCACAAGUGAUCAAUCGACGCACAAAUCACCCAGCCUAAAAGGUGUGAUUGCCCAUUGGUUGUGUUCUCUCUUUGUCGGAGGCCAAUACUUCAAUCGUCCGAGUCCAGAGGCAGUAGCCAAACAACUAGGCACCCACCAUGUUGACAAUGGGAGAAUCGAACUCAUGACCGUGUCGGACUUUUUGUUCCCAUCCAUUCUCUACACUUGGCACACCAUCAAGGUUCGGAUCGUAUUUCCAUUCCUGGAAGCCAGAGACUCCUUUUUGAAUAGACUUCCCAAUCGAAUCAGGCGCAUCCUAUGGAUCAAACCAUCCGAUAAGACAGCAUCAGAUAGCAAGAGAGGAAUCCAUCGGUCUGCAUCUACCCGAUUGAAACUUAGUCGAUUAUAUGCACAAUAUCGAAAACGUUGGGGUCGAUACGUGCCACCGGCGCAAAUCCUUCCCAUUCUCUUAUUUGUCCUGCUGGUGUAUCAUUACUUUUUCUCGCUACCACAACCACCGCAGGACAACGGUAUCCAUGCCUUGACCAUGAACACUCGUGCCACCAAUGUGCUCCUGUCGGGUAUGGAUUCGCUUCCCUAUGGGGGCUACAAGAAAUUAGGAAAGCCGUCUUGGGCUCUGGUUUUGCUUCUCAUGUCAAUAAUAGGAACCUCGGCAACCAUAUUACUAUACGGACGAGUCUUCUUGCCUAUUGGGGAUUUGGCAGAAGGCGGGAACGUCCUGAAAGCAAUUCGGAAUGAAUUCAAGCCCAAUCAUCAGCAGCACCAAACAGGGCAUGGCAGCGGUAAAUCAAAGUCCAAAAACCAAAAGGAAAUCCCAGAACCUGUUACAUGGCCCGAAAACUAUGUCUCUGUCGCUACCGAGAAUCGCUUUCGACUUCUUUCGAAAUCCAUUUCGAUCCGCAUCAUUGAGAAUCUGGUAGUAUGCGCGCUAUUUCCUAGGACGCACUUGAUAAGCCGAUUCACUGGAAACUGUCCAAAGGGAAUGCCAAUGUCACAGCUGGCCAGAGUUCUCUACCCAGCUGGAGUUGUGGCAGCGUUGCGAUCGGAUAGUGAAGCCCAAAGUCACUUUGUCUUUGUCAAUACCGAACGCGGGGCCAUGAUUGCUACCGUUCUAUCUGUCAUCCUGAUAACGCUAUCAUCCUUAUUGACUCAGGGAGCAACACUUAACCGGGCAUACUUUGCAACGAUGGGAUAUCUUGCUGGCGGAUGGACCAUUGUAAGCCAGUCUCACCCUGCAGCGAGGGGGAAAUCAAAGCCAUUGCCAUGGGAUUCACGAAAGCAAUACAAGAAAGGUGAUUUGAUAAGUCAACAAUUUCCUGGCAUUGGAACACAAACCCUGUACAUGGCAACGACCGAUCAACCCGAAGGAAAGCCAUUCGACUUGAGUCUACGAGUGGUACAUGAUACCUUCCGAAACGAGCAUUGUCAUCCAGCAAACUCGGAUCUCAUCAAGUUUCUGGUUCAAAUUCAGCUGAAUAUGAUUGUUGGUCUGAUGGUAAUGAUCGUCUGCUAUCAUAUCGUCGGUGUGGAUUGCGGAAGUUUGAGGUGGAUUCUACUUGGCAAUCUUACAGCAGCCUAUGGUACAAUCAGCUCGACCCGAACAAGUGGUUUGUCUGAGAUUCAAAAUUUGGCGCAAGAAAUUUCUGGGCCACCAGACGAUGAACGAAGCGAACAAGAAUCGGAAAGCUACCAUGACAAGAAUGACGAGGACGAUGGUGAUGAUUCGAGUGGUGAAAACUAG
This is a messenger RNA of Cylindrotheca closterium, 1944 nucleotides long. The record is from the annotation of a GenBank genome assembly. Lineage: Eukaryota; Bacillariophyta; Bacillariophyceae; Bacillariales; Bacillariaceae.